UCUGCAAUUCAGCCAAAGCGACAAGGAGGGUGCGAUUCCAGCAGGCCCCGAUCCAGGUGGAACAGAUGACCACGCUACCUGCUUCCAGCCCGUUCGGGCCUCCAGCUCCGGAAGCCGUUCCUGAUGGGAUCCAACACCUUUGCACGGUCGUGGCAACAUGGGAACCAACGCAGCGAAACCGUUGUGUCAGAUACCUUGCCGGUGCGUCCAGGAGGAAACUUGGGGUAUAUCUCCUCGAGGGAACCUUAUCAUGUCAGCAGCAGUGGACGGCGUACUCUUUACGAGACACCUUGACAAGCAAGAGUGAAGUGGGGAGGGAAUUUUCCAACCACGCCAAACUUCGCGUGGCCGUCGACUUAGUUUCUAGCGUGCUGCAACUUGCCAACACGCCCUGGCUUGACGAACGGUGGAAGGAGGACAUCAUCUUCGUCCACAGGCCGGGGGCACCUAUAACUUCCAUCUACGAGCACCCAUUCGUCCAUCGAGAAUUUACACUCAGCAUUGAUGAUGAAUGCACGAAACAUCAGACCGCCGCUUGCAGAGUCAUCCGGAAUCAGACGCUUUUCACUCUCGGCAUCCUCUUGAUAGAACUCUGGUACGGCAAAUCGAUCCAUGAGCUCCAAACACCACAGGACCUUAAUUGUGAGGGGACACCAGACGUCGCUUGGUGCACCGCUGGACGACUUGUGGAGAACAAGCUUGAAUUCGAUGCUGGGCGGUGCUAUGCGGAGGCGGUGAGACGGUGCGUCCGAUGCGACUUUGGCCGGAGAGAUGUGAGCUUUGGAGAUGAGGGCUUCCAGCAGGCGGUUUACGACGGGGUUGUGCUCAUGCUCGAGAAAACGCUACAACCUUUCAACGGCUUGGACUAGCUGCUCUGAAAGCACAGCGCAUGGUCUAGACAUGGCUGUAGAUAGACUAUGUGCGGAAGCUGGUCAGCGCAUCGAAUGAUUUCCGGCCUGAUGGUUGCUGGUGGUGGUGCUGAAUCCUACGCCGCCGCAUUAGCUGGAUCCAUCGCAGAUACUGUACCUAUAUCGGACCCCGGCGUUUGGCGCGAGAGUUUGCUUAAUGCGGCGAGGAAGAAACAGAGGCAGAGAGCGAUAAUUGAAGGACUGGGCGGGCGCAGCACGUCUCCGCGAGCGUUUGAC
Trematosphaeria pertusa is the source of this 1145-nucleotide messenger RNA. RefSeq lists its product as uncharacterized. Lineage: Eukaryota; Fungi; Ascomycota; Dothideomycetes; Pleosporales; Trematosphaeriaceae. The transcript has a single exon. Bases 66 to 869 code for a protein of 267 amino acids. The record is from RefSeq and is a predicted model, not a curated record.